UCCACGGUGGCAGGUGCACGGGUUGUGAGUGUUACGGAUCGGGCAAUAUUUUGCAUUGUCAAUAGCACAUAUUUGUGAUUUUUGUCAUUCGUUGUUAGUGCUUGCUUAGUAAAUUGUGCAAUUUGUAUGAAAUUGCUAACGAAAUGAAACGGAAAUUGUAACGUGCCUUAUUGAAAUUAAUAGAAAUAACAAAUAUCAGUAAUAAUGAAUUGCUAAACCUGAUCGGAUAUAUGGUGCAGACAUGUAUGUACAUAAUAUGAGUUGCUGAAGUCAGUAGCUUGGUGGCUCAGUGGUACAGUGGCUCAGCAGUUUGCAUGAGCAUUUUGCGUGUCCGUUUCGAGUGGUUCUGAAGAAAAGUGAAUGAAGUCGAAUGAAAUUCGAUAGCGAGUGGUGCGAGCGAAAAAUAAAAAAGCGAGUACGCUCCAAGUUAUUAUUCGUGAGUACCUUAUACAUGGACAUACAUAGGUACUCACUUAUCGGUGUCCAUGAAAUUAUAGAGCAAUUCGAUAAGAAGGUGUUUCUUUUGCCAGUGGCUCGCUACAAUCGUUGCUAGAGCUCUCAUCUGUGCUGACAAAUGUUAUUGGUGAACCUACUCUAUUCGAAUAGAACGAAUAAAAUUACCUGCAAAAUCAAUCACAUAGCGUCUGAUAUCGAUAUCUAAUCGAAAGGCAUAAACCUAAUACUGGCCCCAACAACAACGACAACAUCGUCAACAAUAAUAAUAAUAAUAACAAUCACAAAUAACAAAAGAUGUGUGCGAUAAAUAUGGUAAAAUAGUAGCUGCCACUAACUAACCACAACAGCAACUGUAAACAAUAGCAACUAUCUGCCCAUCCGGGGAACGUAAGAAUAACGCCCGGCGUGUGAGGCUCGCACGCAACUGACCUCCUGACCCCAUCUGUCCCUCAUCCGGCACACCCACACCUGUUCGCUUGAAGAAGAUGGCCUGUUUUCCACGUCUCUUCCAUCACCGGAGUAAAAACAAAUUUACGCCAUCUCAAGAUGAGAACACCGACACGAUACUCAACACACCUGAUAGUCCCGUGCAAAUUGGUCUCUACAUUCGACGUGAGGAGAAACCACUUUACACCCCCAUUCUAACGCCCAAUGCCAGUGAGGCGCAAUUGCAGCGCCUAAAACAACAGCCCAUAGCAUCUGGCUCUGGCUCUGGCUCCGGGUCCAACUCUAGCUCCGUUGGCCAAGUGCUUCAGGGCGUGUCUGAAAAUGUGGCUAACACUGUGUGUGACGAUGCCACCGACAGCUCGGCGAGUCUGCAGCAGCAACAGCCAAAGAAGUUUCGCUCCAAUAAGAAUAGGCUGCAAGCCGAGGAGAAAGAGAAGCAGAAUGAGAAAGGAAAUGGUAAUGGGAAAGUCAAUGGUAGUGCAAUUAAUGUCACACGUACCAAUUCAAAAUUAAAGCCCGUCAAAGAGCGACGACCGACGGCGUUGCCGACUGAGGCGCCCAUCGUGGAUGAUGGCGCCCAACGUGAGCAUUCCGAUGAAGAAAUGGAGAAAACGCUGGCUGUUGUUGCUGUUAUGGACGACAAGUCAAAGUUCAGGGUGAAUAAGAAUGGCAUAAUUGAUGAGAGGGGCGACAAUGACACGCUUGUCAACACCUCGUCACCGACUACAUCUACAACAUCGACACCAACAGCACAGACACCAACCACAAAGGCAAAUGUAAAAUUUUUCAUUGGUCAUACACAGGAACUAAAUGCUGAGCAGCACAAUGAUGACACUUUGUCCUGUCACAGCAACGAUGCCAACAACAACAACAGCAGCAACCACAACAAGUUAACAAAUGGCACAUUACCACUGGAUCAACAGGGAUCUGAAUAUGAGCAGCGAUGUCUGGAGUCCACAGGCACGACAAUGCCGAAAGCACCCGCAAAGAGUUACAGUAACGUGUCACUCAAUUAUUUGCGAAGGUCCAAAAGUACCAUGGCCACCGUGACAGCGGCCAGCAGCAGCAGCAGCAGCAGCAGCAACAACGGUGGCAACAACACCAGCCAACGACGACGUGUCUCCACCAUGCCCAACAUUAAUAUACCACCGCCUCCGCCGAUGCCCGUCGAGCUGUUGAAACCCGUGACACCGAUGCAUUUGCGCAAGAAACGAAGUGCGGAACGUCAAAGCGACCAACACAAUGAGCCUCAACAGCAAGAGCAACAGGAGCAACAAACUCCCUCAAUAGACACAAUGCUCCAUGCUCCAAGCAGUCAGGUUGAGUUGGAAGACAGCAAGAAGGGCAGUAGCUCAAUGACGAAGGAGACGACAACGAAACUCCAUCGCGUCGAAGGUGGCCUUAUCUUUGUGAGACCAAAUUUGCCAGUGCAGCAGAAUAUCAAAAUCGAAUUUAAUGCCAAGGAUGAAGACACACGCAAUCUCAUACUCAAUGCCAUCGAACACAACGACUUUCUCAAUAACCUAAUGGACAAAGAGCGCAAGGAGAUGGUCAUCAAUGCUAUGGCGCCGGCGAGCUACAAGAAGAACAGCUACAUCAUCAACGAGCAUGACGAGGGCUCCGAGAUCUAUGUCUCCGCCGAGGGUUACUAUGAUGUCAUACAAGCUGGCCAGCAUGUGGGCAGCUUCGGACCUGCCACCGUCUUUGGCGAACUAGCAAUACUCUACAAUGCACCCCGCAAAGCCACCAUUAAGGCGGCAACCGAUGCAAGGGUUUGGAAGAUUGCGAGAGAAACCUUUCGGGCCAUCAUGCAGAUCUCGGGUUCCAAAGAGCGAGAGGAGAAUUUGCAGUUCCUACGCUCGGCGCCCUUUCUGCAGGAACUCGAUGAGAGUCUGCUCAACAAGGUUGUGGAUCUACUGCAACGGAAAUUCUACGAGACUGGCAGCUGCAUUGUACGCGAGGGGGAGGUGGGCAAUGAGUUCUUCAUCAUACGCGGUGGAACGGUGACCAUCAAGAAGAAGGAUGAUGCUGGGCAGGAGCAGGUGGUGGCCAAGCGUAAGCGUGGCGACUAUUUUGGAGAACAGGCGCUGAUGAAUGCGGAUGUGCGACAGGCCAGCGUCUAUGCAAAUGCACCUGGCACAGAGGUGCUCAAGUUGGAGCGAGAAGCCUUCAUAAGUUAUCUGGGCACCAUUAAGCAGCUAAGUGAGAAACCGGACACGAAUGUCAAUUUGAAUGGUCGCUCAAGCAAUAGAAGCGCCGAGUUUGAUAAUGAACACGCUCACAUUGCACUCUCGGAUUUGAAAAAAGUGGCGACACUGGGAUCUGGUGCAUUUGGUCGUGUGGAUCUCGUCUCUUAUAGCAAUCAGACAUAUGCGCUAAAGAUCAUUAAAAAGAUCGAAGUGAUCAAGCAGGACCAAAUUGAGCACGUCUACAACGAGAAGAAUGUGAUGAUCAAGUGCCGCAAUUCUCCCUUUAUAGUGCAACUCUAUCGCACAUACCGCAAUGAGAAGUAUGUUUACUUUCUCAUGGAGGCAUGCAUGGGCGGUGAUGUCUGGACUGUGAUGUCGAAGCGACAGCAUUUCGAUGAUAAGACUGCCAAGUUCAUAGCUGGCUGCGUUGUGGAAGCCUUCGACUUUCUGCACUCUCAUCACUUUAUCUACAGGGACUUGAAACCAGAGAACCUGAUGCUCACAAGCGAUGGCUAUUGCAAGCUGGUUGACUUUGGCUUCGCCAAGUACGUGCGACCCAAUGAGAAGACAAACACUUUUGCCGGCACACCCGAGUAUGUGGCACCCGAGAUAAUCCUGGAUCGUGGCCACGAUCGCGCCGUUGACUACUGGGCCUUGGGCAUAUUGAUAUUCGAGCUGUUGGUUGGUAAAACGCCCUUCCGCGGCAUCAACCAAAUCAAAAUUUAUCAGAAUAUACUCAGUGGCAUCGAUGUGAUCCACAUGCCCUCGCGAAUACCCAAAUUCGCCCAGCAUCUGAUACGACAUCUGUGCAAACAGUUGCCCGCCGAGCGACUCGGGUAUCAACGGAAAGGCAUAGCGGAUAUCAAGCGACACAACUGGUUCGAAAACCUGGACUGGGUGCGACUCAAGCAGAAGCAGCUGCCAUCGCCCAUCAAGAGAUCCCUGAAGAGCUUGACAGAUGUACAAUACUUUAUUCAUUUAGGCGGCGAGAACGAUUACGAGCCGCCUGAGGAACUAAGCGGGUGGGACAAGGACUUUUAGUAUUGCGAUUGAGAUAUUGUUGUGGAGUACUGUAGAGUUAAUUAAGUAGUCGACAAGCGAAUACAUAUGUCGAAAUAAGUUGUAAAUAAAUUGAUAUUACAAUUGUUGAAAUUUUCAACUUUAUUAUAUUACGCCACCAGUUAAAGCAAUCAGAACAUUGAGAUGUCGACAGUUUUCACAGUUCAGAGCGAGUUGGCAGCUUAUUUGUUUUCACCACUUCAAUUAAUAACGCCAACGUGUUUUUGUUGUCUGCAACACACAC
Molecule: messenger RNA, 4395 nt
Organism: Drosophila sulfurigaster albostrigata
Lineage: Eukaryota; Metazoa; Arthropoda; Insecta; Diptera; Drosophilidae
Product: cGMP-dependent protein kinase, isozyme 1
Exons: 11
Coding region: 942-4133 (1063 amino acids)
Biological process (GO): protein phosphorylation
Molecular function (GO): ATP binding; cGMP-dependent protein kinase activity
Source: RefSeq, a predicted model, not a curated record